This is a messenger RNA of Protobothrops mucrosquamatus (brown spotted pit viper), 1038 nucleotides long. It is a transcript of the gene PGAM5, whose product is annotated as PGAM family member 5, mitochondrial serine/threonine protein phosphatase. Gene Ontology annotation, biological process: positive regulation of mitochondrial fission. The transcript is spliced from 7 exons. The coding region runs from base 1 to 951 and encodes 316 amino acids. Gene Ontology annotation, cellular component: mitochondrion. The record is from RefSeq and is a predicted model, not a curated record. NCBI's taxonomy places the organism in Eukaryota, Metazoa, Chordata, Lepidosauria, Squamata, Viperidae.
AUGGCGUUCCGGCGGCUCUUCACCGUCUCGGCGGCCGCGGCCUGCGGCUUGGCGGGCGGCUCGGUCCUCUUCUCCGCCGUGGCGCUCGGGAAGCAGCCGCCGCCUCCGCAGAGGGCGGAGAAGGCCGGCGGGGACGCCCCGGAGCCCCUCGCAGCCUCGCUACCGCCGCCGCCGGGGCUGCUGCUGCUGCCGUCGCCGACCGCCGCCUCGGCCGCCCCCGCCUGGCUGGAGAAGGCCAACGGCUGCGGCUUCUGGGACAACAACUGGGACCGGAGAGAACCUUUGGCUCUCAUGAACCUGAAGAAGAAAAACGAAGAGACCGGUGAACAGGAGGCGUCUUCUCGCUUAGCCCACUAUAAAACAAAAGCUACCCGGCAUAUAUUCCUCAUACGCCAUUCUCAGUACAAUCUGGAUGGGCAACAGGAUAAGGACAGAAUCUUAACGAAGCUGGGCCGUGAGCAAGCUGAGCUGACCGGAAUGAGACUCGCAAGUCUGGGGCUGAAAUUUGAUAAAAUUGUCUAUUCUUCAAUGGCCAGAGCAACGGAAACAACCAACAUUAUUAGCAAACAUCUUCCUGGGGUGACCAGGCUGAGCACGGACCUCCUGCGCGAAGGAGCCCCAAUUGAACCAAACCCUCCCAGCUCUCACUGGAAGCCUGAAGCUGUGCAGUAUUACGAAGAUGGCGCUCGCAUCGAGGCCGCCUUCCGAAACUACAUUCACAGAGCUGAUAUCAAGCAGGAGGACGACAGCUACGAAAUCUUCAUCUGCCACGCAAACGUGAUUCGCUAUAUUGUCUGCAGAGCGUUGCAAUUUCCUCCGGAAGGUUGGCUUCGGAUAUCCCUCAACAACGGCAGCAUCACCCACCUGGUGAUCCGCCCCAAUGGCAGAGUGGCCCUUCGCCUGCUGGGCGACACGGGGUUUAUGCCGCCGGAGAAGAUCACCCGCAACUGACUCACGUAAACAGGGAGGAUCUCCAACCAAGAGGACAGAGCUGUUUCCAGACGCGGCCAGCCCUUUCCCUGAAAAGCUGCAGGCUCC